Messenger RNA from Anopheles darlingi, 5062 nucleotides. It is a transcript of the gene Hsl, whose product is annotated as hormone-sensitive lipase. Lineage: Eukaryota; Metazoa; Arthropoda; Insecta; Diptera; Culicidae. Bases 732 to 3353 code for a protein of 873 amino acids. The record is from RefSeq and is a predicted model, not a curated record. The transcript is spliced from 6 exons. Gene Ontology annotation, biological process: triglyceride catabolic process; cholesterol metabolic process. Gene Ontology annotation, molecular function: sterol ester esterase activity; triacylglycerol lipase activity. Gene Ontology annotation, cellular component: cytosol.
UCAAUUUCAGGCUUGCCGAGUUCGAUAACACUUUGGCCGCACGCAGCCCUUGCAUCACGAUUACACAGCGCCAAGGCCGCCGCUUCGAGUUUUGUUCCUCAAGUACACCACCGUUGCACCAACCGCAGCCUUCGUCGUGUGCACCGUUUUUGGAUUUUUGGUUUCCCUCCACCGCCGUCCGGCCAGCACGUGAGUUGGUUGGAGAAAACGGAAAGAGAAAUCGAAAGGAAAUGAGAAAGAGGCACGCUCGCCAGGUAAAUAACAGGUGGCGCCCCGUGCGUUGCGUCUCGUGAAUCAUUCAGGUGGAAAACGUGAUACCGUGUGUCUGUGUGUGAAUGCGUGUUCGACAUUCCAAGGGCCAGUCUAUCGCGCCCAGCAACCCAGAAUCAUUACCAUCCUCUAAGUGCUCAAGUCAUCAGCCGUGGCGGCGGUGUUCGGUACCCGGAACACGGAAGUUCCCGCAGGAAUCGCGCGUACAAUAAUCGCACGCAGUUUAAAGUUCACCAGCACUCGCAGACCCCUCCGUGUCCCGUGUUGGCGAUAAUGAUAAGCGACCGAGGGCCGAUUGUGAAUUGGACGACGUAGCCAGCAGGGCAGGGAUUGUUUGCCGUUUCUAUUAAUCGUACGCGGAUCGUCGUCGAAGUCGUACUGUCCAUUCGACGCCGGAUCAGAAGAACACAAAACAACCGGGCAUCGGGCAUCAGGAAUCACAGAAAGUAGCAACACUAGAGAUGAUGGACGAAAGUGCAGAUACAACGGGCAGCAUCGGCAGUGGCAGUGGCAACGAUGAGCAGCAACAACGAUUGAUGCUGUUCGAUUCGCUGAUUGAACUAUGCCGCAACAACAUCACCUUCUUCGAGAAAGAUGAAUCGGAAACGGGGCUUCGAUUGCACGGUGCGUUCGUUGGACUGAUCGAUCAUAUCGAGAUGGCGAAACCGUUGGUGCGGCUGGUGCACGGGUUUAUGCACGAGUACGACUUCGAUCCGUCCGUCCCGGGCAACGGUUUCCGAAGCUUCCUGUACGUGGUCGAGUGCUGCGUGAAGACGGCCCUCAAGCUGGCCCGCUACGUGAUGGAGAACCGGAGCACGAUCCUGUUCCGGAAAGCGGUGUACGUGAAGGAAGUGGAAGCGUACAAUCAUCUGAUGGCCAGUCUGUGCACCUGCCUACAGCACGCGCAAACACUCCGCGAGUGGACCAGCAGCACCGGUGAUCUGUUUCCCGAUGAGGCACACUCGGUCGAGGAACUGUUCGCAACCGGUGCCGUCAUCAAUCAGUACUGCUUCUAUGGCCGGUGUCUUGGGUUUCAGUUCUGUGAGUCCAUCAAACCGCUGCUCAAAUUCAUCUCCAUCGGAAUGGCAGGCUUCUCCGAGGGUUACUACUCCGAAGGUGGUCGCAUAUCGAAGGCCACCAGCUUGAUGUACACCAGCACGAAGUACAUGCUCGAUCCGGAGCUGCGGGCCCGCCGGAUUGUCAACAUUUCACAAAACUCGAACGUGGACUUUUGCAAAGCGUUCUGGUUCCUGGCCGAGUCCGAGAUGAUGCACUCGUUGCCCUCGUUCGUGGGAUUCAAGGUGAAGGUGAAUCGCGUGAUAACGAUACCACCGGAACCGAUACAGCUUCCACUGGCCACCGGCACCGGUACCGGCAAAGCCACCAACAAUGGUAAACCCGUCUUCGUCGACAUUCCCAUACCGAAGAGCCACGGAGGAGCGGCACCGAUCAAGGCACGGCUUAUCUCGGCCGUCAAGCGUAAGGGUAUGAUCGGUGAGCGGAGUAACAGCCAACGUAGCACCAUCCAUCCGGCAAGCCGCGGAAUGGUGUUUCACUGUCACGGUGGUGGUUUCGUGGCCCAGAGCUCCAAAUCCCACGAAUCGUACCUUCGCGAGUGGGCUGUUACGCUGAAUGUACCGAUACUUUCGAUCGACUACAGCCUUGCACCGGAAGCACCCUUCCCGCGGGCUCUCGAAGAGGUAUUUUACGCGUACUGCUGGGCACUGCGGAACUGUGAGCUGCUCGGGACGACGGGCGAACGUAUCAUUCUGGCCGGGGAUUCGGCCGGUGCUAAUCUGAAUCUUGGUUGCGCCAUGAAAGCGAUCGAGCUCGGUGUUCGGCGACCGGAUGGGAUCUUUCUCGCUUACUGUCCCGUACUGAUCAGCUUCGUGCCGAGUCCAGCGCGGAUGCUGUGUCUCAUGGAUCCACUGUUACCGUUUGGGUUUAUGAUGCGCUGCCUGAAGGCGUACGCUUGCCCUAGCCGGGAAGUGCUGGAAGAGAACCGGAAACGACACGAACAGCGCCAGGCGAUCGUUAAUGCGGGGCUUCAGCUGCGGAACAAUAACGUCACCGGAGGGCCAUCGUCGGUUGGCCGGCAGGAUGAUAAUGGGAAUCAGACGCCGGAUCGGUCGGAUUCCGGUGAUGACAAUUCAAUGUGGGAGCAGCUGAACAGCGUCAACACGGUGCAGUUACAGAAUCAGCAUCUCAGCCCUGUCAGUGAUACGGCUAGUGAUACGCUGGCGCUGAAGAGUCAAUCGCUCGGGAACACCAUCGACAUCAUCAGUCCGGACGAGAGUAAUACAAUCACCUCGCUGGAGGAGGACUCGCAACCGAUAACGUUACAGCAGGUCAACCUGAACACCGAGCGUAGUAAUGUGACCGUCGUCGACGAUCUCGAUAUGGACAUGCCAAGUGAUAUUAGCUCGGAACCGAACACGAACCAGUACGUGUCUGACUUCAUCGAACGAUAUGUACUGGACACAACGACGAAUGCUGCCGGUGAGAUAGAACCGAUCCUGCGGCCCGUUUCACGAUCGCAAUCGGAAGAAAACAUUGUGCUCGAUAUUGGCCGCGAGGCGAUUAGUGUCCAGAAUCUGCAGGAACGCGUAACGAGCGCUGCGAGUAAUUUUGUUAGCAAAGUGUCCAGUACACUGAACAGCAUCACGGCCUCGAAACCGAUCGCAGUUGGUGGUGCGCAGGCGGAACUGCAGAGCAAUCUGGAUGCACUGAUCGCGCGUAGCCCUUCCGAUGAGUUUAUCUUUCACGUACCGAAGGACUCGCACCUAUCGCCGUACUGGGCCAGCGAUGCGGUACUGAGUCAAUUCCCCCCAACCAAAAUUCUAACCGUCGUGCUGGACCCCUGUCUGGACGAUUGUGUGAUGUUUGCCAAAAGACUGAAAAGCUUGAACCGACCCGUUUCCCUCGAUAUUCUGCCUGGAUUACCGCAUGGUUUUCUCAACUUUGCCACCAUAUCCAAAGAAGCACACGAAGGUUCCAAGCUGUGUGUGCAGCGUAUCGCCGAGUUGCUGGAGAUACCAACUAACGACGGUGAGGAGCCAACGUCGAAAGAGGGCUGCUGUUAGCGGUUCUGUCGCUGAUGUUGUCCCGCGAACCGUGGCUGGCGGCAGCAGCAAUAACCAUGAUGGCAACUACAUUAUAUAUCUACCAACCAAACGACAUAACACGACUCACGUGCAUUAUGAUGAAGCUACGCAAAGCAGAACAGAUACUAAAAUUCAUCGGCAAGAGUAUGCAGUGAGGCAAAAACCAUAAAGAACCGAGUAUCAUAAUUACCAUAGCAUUCGUCCGUCGGCCGGUCAGCUGAUGCAGAUAAGAGACUAGAGACAGGGUAGAUAGCGUAACUAAGAGAAUCAAAUAACGUCAAACGUCCUUUUUACAGCGCGCAACAGCAACCAAUUGGCCUUUUUCGUCCCGCAUCCUGCUUUUUAUUGCGAUGCGGCUUUAUUAUUCGCGCCACCCCCAGAUCUAUCGAGAGAUCAGUGGGUGGGCUGGGGGUGGCCAGGCUUCCGGACCAUAUACAUAUACACCAAACAUUCGCAAACCACACCAAACAAAUUAUUUCUAGCCCAUAAUUUGCUAUAUCUAAGUGUCUAAAUGCGAAAGCAGCGCUUAGAUCUGCUUUAAAUCUCUACAAUACGACCGGUGUAAUUGCACGCUUCCAGCCAAACUUACUUCUCUGUCCACGCCGAUAAAGCUCUAGAGGAAGAAAGGACGGCGAAAGACGCAGACGUGCGUGUUAAGCAUAAGGGUUAAAUGAGUGAAUAAUGGCUCACCCCCCCCAAGACUCGUUAUCUUGUUACUCGUUACUCGUUAGUCGGUUAAUCGCGCCGCAAGACAUCUACCCGCGCUUGCCGGCCUGAAGGUGGAUGAUCUUGUUUUUUGUGUGGAACAAUGGGACUGCAGUCUGCAGAGGCAACAUUUUGUGAUGGUAGUAAUCUCACCGUAAUCGGAUCAGCAAAAGCAGCUUCUUGGUUGAUUGAUGUAACGUAACCCAAAACUGUAACGAGCAGACGUAACAAAUUUAUAUUGCCAUAAGUAAGUUCCUUUUGCGACAGGUAAAUAAUGGUAUAACGGUGCUUUACGUUGAACCUAGCCAGGGACCGUCAAGUGUAGCAAUCACAUCACAUGACUAUCAAGAAGGAACUUUCAAUUUGUCGAUACAAUCGUUGUCUAUAUUUUUUGUUAUUUUUUUCGAUUUAUCCUUUUACAUUAACAUGGCAUCGGACGAACAAUUGUUGGGAAUCUAUUUACACCUAUUCGUUUCUUUUUAUAUUACGCAUCUGCACAUUGCGAUAUUUAGUAUUUAGUGUAAGUCGAAGCAGAACUGCAACGGCGGCAGUAACAACUGAUCAAAAGUGAACCAAAUUCAACAUGUUAAUGACAAGUACCUAAACUUUUGUGAGAUGUUAAGAUGUAUAUUUUCUCAAUGGAACUGUAAUGGAGCAUUGCUGUGUAUGGUCUAAAAAAAUCGUGAAGCAAGAGACCUUAAGGAUAAGCAUGUACAGCAAUGGUUUUGCGUUUAGCCGGUUCGUGCAAGUGUUGCUGCGGCAACAAACUGUGUUAAACGGAGGGGAGCCUACUACGUUAUGCCAUGGGCAGGGAUUGGGAUGAUGAUCCUGCUAUAUGAUCGGGCAGGCAGGCAGGCAGGCAACAGGGUGUCAAUUUUUCGGGAGUUGGCUGCGCAAGGAAGCGAAUAUCGGUGUGGCAUAUUGGGCGGAUCUAUUUGUAAUCGAUGAAUUCUAAGAAUAAAUUCUUAUUACAUUGAACGGUA